This is a messenger RNA of Musa acuminata AAA Group (dessert banana), 1325 nucleotides long. RefSeq lists its product as uncharacterized. Lineage: Eukaryota; Viridiplantae; Streptophyta; Magnoliopsida; Zingiberales; Musaceae. The record is from RefSeq and is a predicted model, not a curated record. The coding region runs from base 133 to 579 and encodes 148 amino acids. The transcript has 4 exons.
CAAUAACCACGUCAUUCCUUUAUCCUGAGGACGUCUGUUUCUCUCCCAAGAGCGGAAGCACGCGGAGCGGCGGAGGAGCGUACCUGCAAACCGUGCUACAGUAUCGGAUCUGGAGCGUCUACCGCGGGGGCGAUGGAGGAGAGCUCGUCGGCCGGCAGCGCCGAUCGAGGCGGAGGCGAUGCCGGAGAUUCGCUGCGUAAUGCGAGCCAGGGCAAAUCCUGCAAGGGCUGCCUGUAUUACUCCUCGCUCCUCAAAUCGGACUCCAGAAACCCUUUAUGCCUUGGCCUCACGAGGCCGCUCAAACAUGUAGUUCCUAGCUCCAUUGUGGGGGAAUCUGAGAUGGAAGCUGAUAAAGAAGGUCGAAGCCUCUCGGACUUCAGAUACGUUUGCGUUGGUUAUUCAGUGUUCUUAAAUGACAAAGAAAAUACCACUGAAAAUCAAGAGAAUCAAGCAAAGUUGCCUUUUUGUGUGGGCCUUGAGCUGUUAGUGGAUAGGAAAACAUCAGCAGCUGAGCAUGUGCCCACUCAUGUGCACAAUAAGGAAGGCCUUGAUCUGCUGACGAUUACAAGUAGAAUGUAAUGGAGAAUGGCUAAUUAGAGCUUUGCCAGGGUCUUUUACACUUUGACCAUUGUUUCUCUAGAUGAGACUUUCUGCCUUGAUGCUGUUCGAUGAAAUAUAUCUAUUAUGGUUGGUUGUGCAACUUUUUUGUGUGGUAAAAUAUUUCAUCUCUGAACCACGAUCAACAGGGGUCCAAAAAUUUACCGGUAUACUAAUGGAAGACAACUCUAUGGCUUUUUUUCCUUCUAAGCAACACUUUUCUUGGAGGAACUGGGGUGUUUUUUACCGACACACAGCUUUUUUUUUCAGAUAAUAUGGUUUGGAGUCUGUUCUUAUGUCAAUCUUCAAAUGUUCCUAGCUUCUUUACUUUUGCAUUUAUGUGGUCUUUACCAUUGUGUGGAUAUAACUUGAUGCAGACAAAAAGACUGUUCUUUUUGGUACACUAGUUGACCAGUGUCUAAAGAUGAAAUUUGCUAAACUUCAUUCAUAGAUCAUCACACUUUGAAAAUCAUCAUACAUUCGAAGAUCUACAUUGAAGCAUAUCCUGCUUUUUUUUUUCAGCAUGCCUGGUAAAUAUCUGUUAUCAAAUUUACCUGUUCAGCUUUUUCUGCAGUCACUAUUAACAAACCUUCAAGACACCCUUGUUUAUUCUCAACAAGUGCUUUCCCUAAUCUUCCCUAAUCUUGCUGUCUUGUAAAUUGAGGUUAAAAAGUUCAUGCCAUUCUUUAAUUUUAUUCCAGAAAUAUAAUCUUUUUUACUAGUUGCCU